Messenger RNA from Fusarium tjaetaba, 1035 nucleotides. RefSeq names its product nitrate reductase. Gene Ontology annotation, cellular component: endoplasmic reticulum. Lineage: Eukaryota; Fungi; Ascomycota; Sordariomycetes; Hypocreales; Nectriaceae. The record is from RefSeq and is a predicted model, not a curated record. The coding region runs from base 1 to 1035 and encodes 344 amino acids. Gene Ontology annotation, molecular function: oxidoreductase activity. The transcript is spliced from 2 exons.
AUGAACGAAUUAGAGAAUCAUCGCAGCGUUGACACAGGCGUUUGGGUCGCCAUUGCAGAGAAUGUUUAUGACAUCUCUAGCUUCCUGUCGCAGCAUCCGGGCGGCGAUGCAAUUCUGCUUGAUGCAGCGGGAACAGAUGCCACUGAGGACUUUUUUGAUCUACAUAGUGACGAAGCCGAGAAACUACUGCCUGCAUACUAUAUCGAUAGACUUUCACCCUCCACAGAGCCGCCCAACAUGAUCCCUCUUGAGCCUCAAGAAGCCGAUGCUCCGUUUCUCCGGAGGGAUACUUGGAAGAAGGUGGUCUUGCAUGAAAAGCAACGGCUCUCACAUGACACGCGCCUUUUCACUCUCAAGUGGCAACACAACAACCAUGAAUUCGGGUUGCCCGUCGGAAAGCAUAUCUUCCUCCGCCUUAAGAAUCUAGUUUCAGGCGAGCAGAUCGUUCGACCCUAUACUCCCAUUGCCGCGCGUUGCGAAUCCGGCGAGGUCGAUCUAGUGGUCAAGAUCUACCAUGAUAAAGACGCAAAGAAGUGCGGCAAGAUGACAACGACAAUCGAUCUUGCCUCAAUGGGCUCGUUGGUUGAGCUCAAAGGACCUAUUGGUAACUUUGAAUACACCGGGCAGGGCAACUGCACCAUCUCGGGCAGGGAGUGCUAUACAAAACGAUUCAUCAUGAUCUCUGCUGGAUCGGGCAUAACUCCCAUGAUCCAGAUUCUCAGGGCCAUAGCUUCUGAUGAUAGCGACUCCGCUGAGUGUCUUCUUCUGAGCGGUAACUGUUGUGAGGAGGAUAUCCUGUGCAAGGACCAACUGGACAGCUUAGAAAGGGAGAACAAACAAUUCCGGGUCCUAUACACUCCCAGUAAGCCCUGCGACGGAUGGGCUGGCUGCAGAGGCCGACUGGGCCAGGAACUCCUAGAAGCCGAGGUCGGUUCCCCAAUGCCAGGGAGUGCAGAGAUGGUCCUUCUUUGUGAAACCACCAGCAAUGGAAGCGACCGUCACCGAACUGUUGUCGAAGAAUGGAUGGAAGGAUAA